AUGCGGCCGUUUUCAGACUCAACAUUAUCUUCGGAAACGUCGAUCCGAACUAUAAAUGAAAGUGAGAUUUCAUCUUCAGAAGAAAAUGAAACUAAUCUACUUCGUGAUGCAAGCCAAAAUCAAUUAUUCCGCAGUUACAGCGAUGUUACUCAUUCAAAUCGACUUGAUAUUCCUUCUUCUCAAAGAAACAACAUGGAUAAAAAUAUGAAAGCUCAUAAAAGUUCACGUCAUGAAAUCCACACUAGUAUAUCUUAUAUAUCUAGAAUUAAUGUUGCAUCUAGUCUGAGUGCUGACAUUCAGGAAAAUGUAAAAAAUCAAAAUAAUACGUUACGUGAUAGUCAUACUAGUGUCUCUCGUAUACAUAGAACUGAGCUUCCAUCGGCCAGAAGUACAACUUUUAUCAACGAAUCUGGGGGCAAUGCAAACAAUCCACUUCAUGACUGUCACACUAGUGUCUCUCGUGUAUCCAGAGGCGAAGUUCGGUCUUCACGGAGCAGCAUUAUCGAACACAAUUCAAGACAACAAAAUAAUGCACUUCGUGACAGUUAUACUCGUGUGUCCUUAGUGCAAAAAACUGAACUCCAAUCUACUCAAAGUUCCAAUUUUAAUGAACGUGACACCAUGAGUGGAUUUCGUAGCGCGCGAAGUCACGUCACCAUCAAACGCAUCAAAAAACCUGGGUUAUCACGUACUCAGACUCAUGGUAUUAUUGAAACUAUGAAUAAAAAACGCGUCCAUUCCAAUAAAAAUCAGAUCGGUACUGAUCGUCCCGAGAGAAUAAAUUUUUAUUCUGCUCAGCACAGAAGGAGCAACAACAGCAUUAACAGUGUUAACCGAGAGGAAUCACAAUCCACAAACAGCGACGACAGCAUUUCAUUGCGAUAUCUAUCGCCUACAUGGGGUACUCGCAUAAAUUCUAGUCAGAAUAGAAUAGUCCUAAGACAACAUCAACAUCAACAACGGCUACCACUUCAACAACAACAAGCGCCACAACAACAACCACAACAACAGCUACCACAACAACUACAACGAGUAGCACGUCUACAACAACAACAACGACAACAAGUACCACAUCCACAUCAACAACGAGUACAUCGACAACAUCAACAACAACUACCACAACGACGUCCACAACAACUACCACAACGACGUCCACAACAACUACCACAACGACGUCCACAACAACUACAUCGACGACAUCCACAACAAGUAGCACUAGUACUACAAGUACAACUUCUACGACAAGUACAACAUCAACGACAACCACAGAGACUACCUCAACUACAUCCAGCACAAGUUCAACUUCAACAAGUACAACUUGUACCAGCAACAACAACUACUAGUUCGAGCUCCACGACGGCAACAACUACAACACAAUCGACCACAUCCUGUACGCCAGUCGGUCAUGGUACUUUGCUUUCACUAAGUGGCUCAGCUCCAACUACAUGGACAUUGUAUCAAUAUAGCUAUACAGCCGUGUCUACAUCGGCAAUUAUCAUGUUUGGAUUUCAGAAUGAAAAUAAUCGCAAAUACUUUUUGGAUGCUGUAUCUGUUGUUGACAAUAGUGCACCUGCGGUUGAAUUGCUCAUGAAUCCAAGUUUUGAAAGCUCAACAACAACAGCAACAGACUGGACUCAAUGGUGUUCAAGCACUUGUGGUUCUACUUUCGGAGUAGUAGUCUCUGGUACGAAUUGCUACCUGUCUACUGGCAAUUGUUUUUCAGACAACUGCUACGCAAGUUUGGGUAUUGACUUUCUCGGUCAAUCAUUUGCAAGUACAGUCGGCCAUACUUAUACAAUCUCAUUUUGGUUAAUAUUAGGUGGCUCAGGCACCACUACUGCUAAUAGAUUUUACGCUGACAUCAUCUAA
This is a messenger RNA of Rotaria socialis, 1869 nucleotides long. The record is from the annotation of a GenBank genome assembly. Lineage: Eukaryota; Metazoa; Rotifera; Eurotatoria; Philodinida; Philodinidae.